Messenger RNA from Olea europaea var. sylvestris, 2475 nucleotides. Its product is annotated as protein NUCLEAR FUSION DEFECTIVE 4-like. The transcript has 2 exons. Lineage: Eukaryota; Viridiplantae; Streptophyta; Magnoliopsida; Lamiales; Oleaceae. The record is from RefSeq and is a predicted model, not a curated record. Bases 83 to 1744 code for a protein of 553 amino acids. Gene Ontology annotation, molecular function: transmembrane transporter activity. Gene Ontology annotation, cellular component: membrane. Gene Ontology annotation, biological process: transmembrane transport.
AAUUAUUCUUAACUUCUCAGAACCUCAAUCCAAGAAAAUCCUCAAUCCGAAUUACCACAAAGAUCAUAAAUUUCCCCUAAAAAUGGAUUUAGAUUACAACCCAAGCCGUAAAUCCCUAAUUAAGAACAAAUGGGUAGCCACGGUAGCCAGUAUAUGGAUCCAGUGCACCAGUGGUUCCCUCUACACCUUCAGCAUCUAUUCCCCAGUCUUAAAAUCCAGCCAAGGCUACGAUCAAUCCACACUCAACACAAUUUCUGUUUUCAAAGAUUUGGGGGCAAACACCGGCAUCCUUUCCGGUCUCCUCUACUCCACCACCGUUCGCGGUGGCCGUAGGGGGCCGUGGGUGGUGCUGUUGGCCGGCGCCGCUCAGUGUUUUCUAGGGUACUUUCUUAUGUGGUUGACUGUUACUCAAGUGCUCCCACGGCCGCCGGUGGCGGUGAUGUGCUUGUAUAUGCUCCUGGCGGCGCACGCCAUGACGUUUUUUAACACGGCGAAUGUGGUCACCGGCGUGCAUAAUUUUCAGAACUACGCCGGCACUAUUGUCGGCAUCAUGAAGGGCUUUCUUGGUUUGGGUGGAGCUAUAUUGAUUCUAGUGUACCAAACAAUUUUCAAGGACAAGCCUAGUUCAUAUCUACUGAUGCUGGCGUUUUUGCCCACAAUAAGUUCUCUUCUGUUCAUGGGGUUUGUAAGAAUUUACAAAUCAAACGAAGAAAACGAGAAACGAUACUUGAACAGUUUCUCUUUUCUUGCUGUUCUUCUAGCGUCUUAUCUUACAGCCGUAAUAAUCGUGGACAAUAUUCUCAAGUUAAGAUUGUCAAUACGCGUCUUCACCUUUGUUGUACUCGUCUUGUUGCUAGUCUCCCCAGUUUUUGUUGCAAUUGACGCCCAGAGAGAGAAAUCGUAUAGGAUGAUAAAAUCCCUGCUCGAGCAUAACCAAGUCACUGAUGACAGAGAGGAUAUGACACAGAUCAGACAAAAUGAGGUCUCAAAUGGUGCUGAUCAAGGUACAGAAACAAGUGAUGAUACUCUGAGACGGGGAGACGACCUGAAUCUUCUGCAAGCAACAUGCACUAUCAGUUUCUGGUUUUUAUUCAUUACAACUGCUUGUGGCAUGGGCUCAGGACUCGCCACAGUGAAUAAUUUGGCACAAAUAGGAGGAUCUCUUGGUUACACUAACUUAGAGAUUGAUACUUUGGUUUCUUUAUGGAGCAUCUGGAAUUUUCUUGGUCGAUUUGGAGCUGGUUAUAUUUCGGAUUACUUCUUGCACGCGAAAGGAUGGCCGAGGCCAUUGUUCAUUGCAAUUACCCUUGCUGCUAUGAGCAUGGGUUAUGUUAUGGUUGCUUUUGGUUUUCCGGGUGCUCUAUAUGCCGGCUCGGUUUUGGUGGGUGUUUGUUAUGGUUCACAGUGGUCACUAAUGCCAACAAUCGCUUCUGAAAUAUUUGGUAAAGUGCAUAUGGGAACAAUAUUCAACACCAUAACCAUUGCCGGUCCUGUUGGAUCUUAUGUUCUUUCUGUCAGGAUAAUUGGUUACUUCUACGACAGAGAAGCAUCGGAUAAUGGAAAAACGUGCAUUGGAAAUCACUGUUUCAAGUUAUCAUUUAUUAUUAUGGCAUCUGUUACCUUCUUGGGAUCUCUCUUUGCCUUAGCAUUGUUCUUCCGAACAAGAAACUUCUACAAACAUGUCAUACUCAGAAGGCUUUUAUAUUCUCAGCGAUGGAGUGGUCUCUUGGAGGAUACUGAAUGAGAUUCCACUUCAUCUAUUAACUGCUUUUGUGAUAUAAUGUUUGUACAGCCCUGGAUAUGGAAAAAUUUUCAGGAAGAUUGGUAAAAUGCUGGUAUAUAUUUGUAGAAUAUGCGGUUACCACAGAUUAAGGCACAGCUUACUCGAAGAAGUUACUUUCCGAUGGGAGGAAAACACUGUAUAAACCGUUCAAGCUGCCUUGUCGAAGUCACAUAACAGCCAUCUAAGCGUAUGGGAUAGUGUGUCCAUCAGCUGGGGUGCACAGAAACAAGGAUAAAGAUAAAUCACCGGUGCAGAAGAUACGAUGAAAAUAUCUUGGCUGAACCCAGGAUUGUGAGUUUUUUACAAUCUCUCCAUGUUAGUAGUUUGGCCGAAAAAUUUUACUAUUUUUCCAUGAUUGUUUAUAAACAGUUAAGAUUAGGACACUAGCCGAUAUUUGGUAAUGUGCAUUCGUAUAUUGUCAAGUCUCGUCUAGUAUUGUAUAUUUAACGUGCCAAACGGGAGCGGGGUCUUCAUAUUUUGAUCUUAAUUAGAUUGCACGAGUAUCUAUAAUGGGACGUACCAUUAGGAGUGUCGGAGUUGGUGUCGUCUCUUAUGAGGUAUUUGGUCGUUUAGAGCACUUGUCAAGCUUGGACGAGUUAAGACCAAUAUAUGUAUCGUAAGUUUUCUAUACGAACGUAUAUGUUUAGUGUGCUAGACAUAUAAUAGAUUUCGGUGUUUAUAUUUCAUUUUAA